CUGUGGUGGCUCAGUCAGUGCAGAACAUCGAGAGGGACUUUCCAGAGGCCGUCCCUCCAGUGCCACCGUCACCUCCUAGAGACCAUGUUCGCGCCGCUGGACGAGGCAGUACGCAGGAAGCGCCCCGCCGAGGACGGCAAGGCCAAGGCCGAGGACGAAGAAGGGGACAUCCAGGCGGCGAAGCUCGGGAAAGCUCUCGCUCGGCUGGUCCUUCAACACGAAGACACGUUGUGCAGCUCCUCGAGGGACGACAACUUCGCGAUGGCGAUGAAGUCCGAGCUGCAGCUGAACCAGGCCCUCCUGAACGGGGCGGACAUCUACAACGAGACGGGCAAGAAGGAGCGGAAGGACAAGGGCGACGACUACAAGGGCCACCCGUUGGGCAAGAAGCCCAAUGCGUUCAUGAAAAUGGUUCUCUUUCGGCUGGCGGAGGCGAUGACGGCCAACAAAGACAAGAUCCUCGAAGCCGUGGCUCAGGGACCAGAGCCUCAAGACACGCAGACGGCUAUCAAGUUGCUUCUCGAUCAAGGAGCCGUGGCCAACGAGAAGGAGUUCAAGAUGAAGGCCACACGGUGCUUCUUCGUCAAGACCGAGGACGGGGCAGGACACGAGCUCACCAAGUGGAUCUUCGCGCUGAACCAUCCCAACCACAUGGCCCUGAAGAUGGCCUUCAACUUGAUCCGCAACAAUGGGUGCCUGGUGGCGAUCGGAAUCUCGCUGGAGGACGAUACGGGAUCGCGCUCCAAGGCAGCCAAGGAGGUUCAGAGGAUUGCGUUCGGGAAGGGUGCAGGAUCGAGCCGAGCAAAGAAAGUGAGGCAGUGA
This is a messenger RNA of Prorocentrum cordatum, 822 nucleotides long. NCBI's taxonomy places the organism in Eukaryota, Dinophyceae, Prorocentrales, Prorocentraceae. The record is from the annotation of a GenBank genome assembly.